Messenger RNA from Trichomonas vaginalis G3, 432 nucleotides. Its product is annotated as KilA, N-terminal/APSES-type HTH, DNA-binding family. The transcript has a single exon. The record is from RefSeq and is a predicted model, not a curated record. Bases 1 to 432 code for a protein of 143 amino acids. Lineage: Eukaryota; Parabasalia; Trichomonadida; Trichomonadidae.
AUGUCAACAUCAGAGAACACAACAACAGUUAUAGUCCAUGAAGCUAUAAAUGAAGAAUACGAGUACAUACAGUAUAACAAACAGUUACGUCUCAUUCGUUCGGUCAAAGACGAUAUGUACCAAAUGCAAAGUAUUUUGACAGCAUGUUUUGCUCCAGACACUAAGCGUCCUAAAGACUGGUUUAGGAACCAAAGCACCAUUGAACUCUUAAGCGAAGCACAGCGAGACCGACUUUUUUCUGAAAACAGUGAAGAACAGCGAGUAGGUAAAAAACGGGGUCGCCUAAAACUCAUGAAAACAGUGAAGAACAGCGAGGCCGGAUUUUACCGGGGUCGCCUAAAACUCAUGAAAACAGUGAAGAACAGCGAGUGGGAGAAAAACCCCAGUCGCCAAAACUCUAUGAAAAUCGUGAAAAAUUGCCAAAUGGUUUGA